AUGACGUUCAGACGACAAUGGAACGACGUGGACGAGAUGUGGACAGUCCUGAAGGAUAGACUAGUGAAACUGUUCACAAAAGACGUUAAUUUAGAGAAUAACUACAUGGAAGCAAACUCGUGAGUUAGCAAUACUUAGAAAAGUAAAACAUGUUGAUUGUGAUCUUUUCCAUUGGUCUAAAAACCACUCUUAAAAGAAUGACGAAUAGGAUACUAUUCGACAAAAAAUUAACCAGGCUGGGCAAUUGGCCGGCCCUUGACCUGGACUUUUGAACCACAUGCAAUAUUCCGAUCAGACCCAAACUUUGCAGGAUUGUUGGACUUGGAUUGAGGGCCACUGUGUCCAUGUUUCAGCCCGAUCGGAUUAUUUGGUCCCGAGAAAUGUGGAUCAUUGGCCGAUUUUUUCCAAAAAGCCCGGGCUUCCGGCCAAUUUCGGCCAAUGAUCCACAUAUCUCGGGACCAGAUGAUCCGAUCGGGCUGAAACUUGGUCCCAGUAUGCUUCAACCCAUGUCCAAGAAGCCUGCAAAGUUUGGUUCCGAUCGGAAUACUGCAAGUGGUUCAAAAGUCCAGGUCAAGGGCCGGCCAAUUGCCUAGCCCUGAAAUUAACGUUUUUUUCAGUGUGAUCUACGAAUAUCUCGUGCAAAGCGACAGCACACACCUGCGAGACGCUCGCUCAAGAAUCCUUUACGACAAAAUGGAAAUGUUCUUUUUGGAGUGGGUCGAAAGUAUCGCGGCGAGUAGCAGAGGAUUGGAAGGAGAGCUUCUCUUGGAGUUUUUCGACAAGGAAUGGUUCAAAUUUGGUAAAAUGGGCAGAGGCAUGAACUCAUUGUUUCGAUACCUUGUGAAAGGAUGGAUCAACCGCGAAAUCGAAGAAAAGCAAAAUCAUAACCUCAUGGAUUUGACAACGAUGGCGCUGACGUCGUGGAUGGUGCUACUAUUUCGCCCAAUCCAGCAUUAUUUGAUUGAAGCCGUUAUGGACCUGAUCAACAAGGAGAGACAAGGAGAGAAGAUCAAUACUGAAUACAUUUCAAGUGUAAUCAAAAGCCUCCAAUAUUGUGCAUCCGUGAACAAGAAAAUGGCGCCGGACCAUUUCUAUAAAGAAUUGUUUGAGACGAAACUUCUUGAGAUAACUAGGCAAUUUUAUGCCGAUGAAGCGAUGCGCUUUAUUGAAUCGGGAGGAAGAGCGAUUGAUUAUGUGAAUCGAGUGGAGAAGCAAAUCAACCAGGAGAUGAUCCGCGUUGAACAGUAUCUGCUCCCGACUACGCACGUCCCGUUGAAGAAGAUAUGUGAAGAAGUGCUGGUUUCGCAGCACAUCGAACUAUUCAAUACUGCAUUUGAAGAAAGUCUGAGCUCUCAUUGCGACGAGGUUGCUGCGAAAGCGUACAAGCUGUGCUGCCGUGUGGGCUCUACGAUUAUCACGGAAAUGAAGGCUUAUUUUGAAAAACACGUGGCAAAGGAUUGGUCCGAAAAGUUGGAGCGAGUCGAUCAAAAUGCGUUCAACGACCCGACAUUGUAUUUCUUCACACUCUGGCGUGUUCAUCAGAGACAUGAAAGAAUGGCUUCCGUAUUGUUGGCAAACGAUCCUGACUUUAUGAGAAUACAAGUCCAAGCUGCCACAAUUUUUAUCAAUACCAAUGCGGUUACAAGUUUGGCUCAAAAAUGGAGAGGCACCAAGUCCGCUGAAUUGUUGGCCCUAAUCUGUGACCGAUUUUUGAGAAAUACCCCGAAAAUAGCAGAAUUCAAGAACUUUGACGAUUUUACGAGAAAAUUUGUAAGUUAACCUAAAAACUAUAUCUGUUUUGUGUAUAUUCAUUCUUUCAGGUGACGGUCUUCCGGUUCCUAGACGAUAAGUUUGUUUUCAACAAAAUCUACACCAUGCUGUUUAUCAAACGAAUGAUCCACGACGCGUUGGCUAGUGAUAGCCAGGCCGAACUCAAUUUGAUGUCAAAUCUGAGACCUUUUGUGGAAUUUGAAAGCUGGAAUCAUUUCUCGACGGUGCUUCGUGACUGCCAAACGAGCAAAGAGCUGAAUGUCAAUUUCAAGAUGCAGAUGGAGUCAUCCGGCCAGCAAACAAUCAAUUUCAAUGCACAAGUACUGAAAGCCGGUGUCUCGCCUCAAAUUCAGCCGAGAAAUUUAAUUCUACCUGUCGAGCUAUCAGAACUGGCAAAGUCAUUUGAAAGCUUCUACAAUCAGAAAUACAACGGCAGACGUCUCGCGUGGAAUCACUCACAAUGUUGCGGAGAAGUCGUUUGCAACACGUUUACAAAAAGGGUAAUGAUGACCCUUACCACAUCACAAAUGUGCGUCAUUCUUCUUUUCAACGAUACCGACGCGCUCUCCGUCGACCAAAUCAUGGAGGCAACCGGAAUGGACAGGGAGACCACUCUGGCGGUUGUCACUGUUUUUGUGAAAAAUAGGAUACUGACCACUAAUCCGAAUCUUUGUGAUAAACGAUUUCCUGUGAGUGGUCAAAUCAUGAUCAACUUUGGUUACACCAGCAGGACGACGAAUGUUGAUCUAUCGAAAGUGAUAAUGAAAUUGGAAGAAGCCCGUGACACUGAAGCCAUUGUGCAGAAAAUAGAUGAUGAUAGAAAACAAGUAAUUAAUGUAAGUUUCAGUUUAUAUAUGUAAGUACAAAUCAAAAAGGGAGGGGGUGAGGUACAAUACAUAGUUACUAACAAAAUCCCAUAGCUUACUUAUUUUCUUUAAAUCUAUUGAUUUUCUUAGUGAGACCAAUUUGAAUUUUCAGGCUACCAUCAUGCACAUCAUGAAGACACAAAAGCAAAUCUCUCAUCAGCAGCUCGUCAUGGAAGUCAUCUCUCUGUUGUCAAAGUCGUUUCAACCGAAGAUUGAUAUGAUCAAAGACUGCAUUGGAUUUCUCAUCGAUCAUGCUUACAUCGAUCAGAAUAACAUGCAGAAAGACGUCUACGAGUAUAUCGUCUAA
Caenorhabditis sp. 36 PRJEB53466 is the source of this 2943-nucleotide messenger RNA. Lineage: Eukaryota; Metazoa; Nematoda; Chromadorea; Rhabditida; Rhabditidae. The record is from the annotation of a GenBank genome assembly.